GCCAGUCAGUGUCGGUACGCAGGUUCGUAGGUUGCCUGAGUGUUCUACUCCAACCGUUCGCGAUGAUCAUUUCGGUGGUAUUAUGAUCAUUAACUACUUACUUGUUACAGUAGUUGACAUUUUGUUGUUAGUAGUAUAAUGUGGUGGUGAAGUACACACUGUUGAGUGCGCGACAAGUGAUUGUGCCAAAACACAUUGGUGUUCUUUCAUUUGAAACUUGUUACCAAAAGUGUUGUUUGUCUGCUGAAUUGUAGCUGGCUCCAACAUCGCUUCAAAAAUUGGAUUAACCUUUUAUCUAGGAAGGGAGGACAGGGACAGACGGGUGUGAUGCAUUGGCGGGCAAAGCGGGAAGCCAAGCGAUGAGAGCCGAUGCGAGGCGAAGUGGGUGAGGAGAUGUGGGGGCGGCUGCUGUGGGUGGUGGCUGUGUGCUGGUGGGUGGGCGUGGGGGCGGGAGAACAGGUGCGCGACCUGGAGGUGUCCGAGGGUGCACCUGUGGGCACCAGGGUCGGCUUCAUCGGAGAUGGAGGCGGCGGAGACAGUGGACCUCCGUAUCUGAUAGUUCCGGUGCCUGGGAGUCAUGUGGAUAGUGAACUAGCGAUUGAGCAAGCGACCGGGGAGAUCCGUACCCGGGUACCACUCGAUCGCGAGACGCGAGCUUCCUACUCCCUGGUCGCGAUCCCCAACAGCGGACAGAAUAUCAGAGUUGUCGUGCGGGUGUUGGAUGAAAACGACAACGCUCCCACUUUCCCCAGUCCCCUUAUGCACAUAGAGUUCCCCGAAAACACACCCCGUGACGUGAAACGCACCCUGCACCCCGCUCGUGAUCUGGACCUCGGUGUCUACAACACACAACGCUACAACAUUGUGUCGGGCAACCUCAACAACGCCUUCCGUCUCUCGUCACAUCGGGAGCGUGAUGGAGUGCUCUACCUCGACCUCCAGAUCAACGGCUUCCUCGACCGGGAGACAACAUCCGCGUAUAGCUUGGUGAUCGAGGCUCUAGAUGGAGGCAACCCGCCUCUGCGAGGCUCAAUGACAGUCAACAUCACGAUACAGGAUGUCAACGACAACCAACCUAUUUUCAACCAGAGCCGUUACUUCGCGUCGAUCCCUGAGAACACAACAGUUGGUACCAGUGUGUUGCAAGUGUUCGCCACAGACACGGACGCCAACGAGAACGGGGAAGUCGAGUACUCCAUCAACCGACGCCAGUCCGACAAGGAAGGCUUCUUCAGGAUCGACGCCAAGACAGGACUGGUCGCCGUCAACCGGGCGCUCGACUUUGAGACUAAAGAAGUGCACGAACUAGUGGUGGUUGCGAAAGACAGGGGUGCUCAGCCCCUUGAAACGACCGCGUUUGUCAGUAUCCGGGUUACAGAUGUCAACGACAAUCGACCAACCAUCAAUGUGAUAUUUUUGAGUGAUGACGCCACGCCGAAAAUUUCAGAACGUGCCAAACAGGGUGAGUUUGUAGCGAGGAUAUCGGUCGACGAUCCCGACUCCAAGACUGAGUACUCCAACGUGAACGUGACGCUGGAGGGGGGUGAAGGUCACUUCGGGUUGACUACACAGGAUAAUAUAAUUUAUUUAGUGAUAGUGCGACAGCCGAUCGACAGGGAAGAAACGCCCAACUAUACGUUAAGUGUGAUCGCGACAGACCAAGGCACGCCGCCGUUGCACGCGUCACGGACGUUCCACCUGCGUGUCAUCGACGUGAACGACAACCCGCCUGUGUUCAGUCAGGUAGAGUAUCACGCUGACGUGUUAGAGGUGGCCGAACCGGGUACAAGCGUGCUACAAGUGACCGCUUCAGACCGCGACGAGGGUCCCAACUCUGAGUUGACCUUCUCGCUGCGGGAUACAUCUGGGUGGUUUGAGAUCGACGCGCGAACGGGGGUGAUCCGCACACGGGCGCACAUUGACUGCGAGACCGAUCCGGUGCCGCGGAUCACCGUGCUCGCCACGGACAGCGGGUCACCCUCUCUCUCUUCCUCGGCCGUGGUGCUUGUCACCAUCCAUGAUGUCAACGACAACGAACCAAUCUUCGAUCAGAGCUUCUACAACGUCACCGUGCCUGUGUCAGCGACAGACCCGGACUGUGGAGUGAACGCAAUCGUCAACUACACACUCGGCGAGGGUUUCGGCCAAACUAGUCAUUUCGAGGUGCGAUCUGUGACUGGAGAGGUUUGCAUCGCGGCAACCCUGGACUAUGAGACUCGCACCGCCUACGAGUUUCCCGUCAUUGCAACUGAUAGAGGUGGACUGAGUACAACAGGAAUGGUGAAGAUCCAGCUGACAGACGUGAACGACAAUCAUCCGACGUUUUACCCUCGUGAAUACAACGUGACAUUGCGGGAAAUCGACCCGCCGCAUGCGGACACUCCGGUCGUGGUAGUCGCCGCGACAGACAGCGACUCGGGUCGCUUCGGUCGUGUGCGAUACGCGAUCGAGUCCGGGAACCACAAUGGCGUCUUCACCAUCAACAAUGACACUGGCGAACUAUUCAUCAGCAAACCCAAUCAGCUGUCGGCAAGAUUGCAUCCGUUCUACAAGCUGAACGUGUCAGCGACAGACGGCGGCGGACUGCGGUCACGGCAAGACGCGGUCGUGUACCUGAGCGUUAGCGACGCCGGGGUCAGACCGCCAAUAUUUGAACGCACGCGGUACCAGUUUAGUGUGAGAGAGGAUGUUCCUAGUAAUACUAUCGUUGGCGCGGUCAAGGCCACAUUCCACGACAAAGGUAUUCGUGGUGCUGUUCGAUAUUCCAUCUACUCAGGUGACCCUGACCGAUACUUCAGCAUAGAUCCGACGACGGGAACCAUCAGAACUGCAUCGCUGCUGGAUCAUGAGGUGCAUCAGACGGUACUGCUCAACGUUCAAGCCAUUGACGGCAACCCUCCAACCUACGGUCAUACUCAGGUGAACAUAAUGAUCGAAGACGUGAACGACAAUGCGCCUGAAUUCGACUCGAGCACAGUGCGCCUAUCCGUGGCCGAAAACGCCGGACUAGGCGUGCCUCUCUACGCGGCACAGGCGCACGACCGCGACUCUGGUCGCAAUUCGCAGCUGCGAUACCGUCUGGUCGCGCCCGCAGGCGGCGACGAACGCCUGUUCAGUGUGGACUCGCGUUCCGGCCACCUUACGCUCGCCAGGCACCUCGACUACGAGGCGGCGCAGCGCCACACGCUCGUCGUGCUUGCCUCGGACUCCGGCGAUCCGCCGCUCACUGCCAACCUCACCGUUCUGCUCGAAGUGCAGGAUGUCAACGAUAAUCCACCUGUUUUUGAACGCGCCGAGUACACUGUCACCGUUAUCGAAUCGCAGCCCGUUAAUUCACAGGUGGUCCAGGUGACAGCGAUCGAUUUGGACACAGGCAACAAUGCGCGACUCUCCUACAAACUGGAAGGCAGUUCGUCGGAUGUGUUCGGCAUGUAUGCGAGCAGCGGCUGGGUGUACCUGCGCCGGCCGCUCGACCGGGAGUCACGUGACAUCUAUCGUUUACUAGUCACGGCCACUGACAACGGCUCGCCUCCGGCUUCCGCUACGACAAACCUGACCGUGUACGUGUCCGAUGCCAACGACAACGACCCCGUAUUCUCCAGCGAGUCUUAUCGGUUCACAGUCGAGGAGAAUCUGCCGCGCGGUGCGCCUGUCGGACUGCUGCUCGCGAACGAUCGCGAUCUUGGCGCGAACGCUGCUAUUACUUAUUCGCUCAUACCGGCCAACUCCAGCUUCCAAGUCAACCCUACUACUGGCGAAAUCUUCACACGUGAGCCUCUGGACCGUGAAUCACGUGACGUGCACGAGCUGGUGGCCGAAGCACGUGAUCAAGGCGUUCCUUCGCGUAGCGCACGCGUGUCUGUGCGUGUGAUAGUGAGCGAUGUGAACGACAACGCGCCCGACAUAGUCGACCCGCAGGAAGACGUGAUUAGCGUGAGGGAGGAACAGCCUCCCGGCACCGAUGUGGUUAGAGUCAGGGCCGUCGACCGGGAUCACGGCAACAACGCCACGCUAACUUAUUCCAUCAUCAAGGGACGUGACACAGACGGCCACGGUGUGUUCACGGUGGACCCCGUCAGCGGACUGAUCAGGACCCGGGUGGUGCUGGACCACGAGGAGCGGGCCAUCUACCGCAUCGCGGUUUCCGCAACCGACAACGGGACACCGCCGCGUCACUCCGUGCGGCUGCUUCGCGUCGAGGUGCUAGAUCUCAACGACAACCGACCCACGUUCACCAGCUCUAGUCUUGUUUUCAAGGUGCGGGAAGAUGUUCCGAUAGGUUUUGUGGUGGGCAACGUGGUAACACUGGAAGGCGGGGGCAGUGGAGGCGGUGGAGGCGGCGACAGGAAGGGUGUGGGGGCGGGAGGUCAUGUGAUGUACACCCUGACGUCACUGUCGCCCGCCGAGAGCGCUUUCGACAUGGACAGGAGCUCGGGAGCGUUGGUUGUCGCUCGCCAACUCGACCGAGAGACAAGGCCUGAACACAAGCUCGAGGUGAGAGCUCUGGACACAUCAACAUCGAGCAAUCCGCAGAGCAGUGCGGUGAUGGUGCGUGUAGAGAUCACAGACGUGAACGACAACGCGCCGCGCUGGGAACGCGACCCGCUAGUGAUCGGCGUUCCCGAGGACGCGGCGGUCGGGUCGGCGGUCGGCAACUUUUCGGCGACCGACGCGGACGCCGGACCUAACGGUGAACUGCGUUACUUCCUGGAGAGUGUGGAGCCGGAGAGUGGGAGAACCAAGUUCGCGGUUGAUAGGCUGACGGGUAGUUUGACGUUGGUUGAGGGUGUGGAUUAUGAGAGUGUGUCGAGGUAUACGUUGGUGGUGAGUGUUAAAGAUCAGGCGAUCAAUGAAAGUGAGAGGUUAACGACUAGUUUAACGGCUGUAAUCGAAGUUCAGGACACAAACGACAACGCACCUGAGUUCCUCGCGCCUUCAGAUCGCACAAUUCACCUCGGGGAGAACCUUGAAGCGGGAGCUAGUGUGGUGCGAAUUGUAGCCGUCGAUCGAGACUCGGACGAGUAUGGACGAGUCACCUACGCUCUAACCUCGGGCAACGAAGAAGGCCGGUUCACACUGCACCACGACACAGGUCUGUUGAGUAUCGCACGCCCUGAGCCGUUGCAUCAGCAACGCAUCUACGCUCUGAACGUGACGGCAUCCGACCACGGCAGCCCUGCGCGACAGUCACACUGCACGCUUCAGCUGGUGUUCCGCGCUUCGAGCUCCACGCCACCGCGCUUCACGCAGAGUCACUAUCACGUCAACGUGUCUGAGGACACCGUACCCGGCACUUUCCUACUCAAGUUGACUGCGCGUGCUCAUGGAUCUGAUACUGGUUCAGGCGGAAGCAGCAACCUAAGCUACCAACUGCCCGCAGGCACGCCGUUCGACCGCUUCUCAGUGGACGCGGAACGCGGCUCGCUGUCGGUGGCCGCACCUCUAGACCGCGAGACCCAGGACCGCUACCUGGUGCCCGUGUACGCGGUCGACCUCCGCAGCGGUCAGUUCGACUCGGCCGUGGUGUCCGUGUUGGUGACUGAUGUCAACGACCAUGCACCCGAGUUCCGUCCUGGUGCCUGCUAUCCGCUGCUGGUGCCCGAGAACAGCGACCUGGCGGUCGUGCAUCGGUUCACCGCCGUUGACCGCGACGCGAACGCGGAACUCACCUACAGUAUAGUGGCGGGCAACGCGGGAAACAAGUUCAGUGUCGAUCUGCACUCGGGAGAACUCAGCGCAAGACCGCUUGACCGCGAAACCCAAUCGAGAUACCAGCUAGUGAUCGGAGCUCAGGACAGAGGCGGUCUGUCGGCGACUUGCAACGUGACCGUGACCGUAGACGACCAGAACGACAACGACCCGCGCUUCGCAAAGGCACGCUAUGCGGCCACACUGCUGGAGGACACGGCACCCGACUCGGUCGUGCUUGCAGUGCGCGCUACGGACGCCGACAUCGGUCUGAACGCUCGCCUUGUCUACUCGCUAGCCAAUGAGAGCCACUCUCUUUUCCGCAUAGAUAACCGCACUGGUGUUAUCACUACAACUGGAACGUUCGACCGCGAACGACAGAGCAUAUACGAGUUCCUAGUGGUGGCGACGGACGGAGGUCGUUACGACGCACGUUCGCAGAAGGUUCCCGUGCAGAUCAUGAUCGGCGACGUGAACGACAACAAGCCUAUGUUCACGCGCUACCCGUUCACGGCCGACGUGGCCGCUUACACGCAGCCGGGCCACGACCUGUUGCGGGUGACCGCAAGCGACAACGACCAGGGAACGAAUGCCGACAUUGUGUUCAGUCUCAUCAACGAGCCGCCCGCGAACAAGUUCCGUAUCGAUCCGAACAGCGGGGUCGUCACGGCUGCUGCCAGUCUAGCUAUGGAGUCGGGGAAGAUGUUUCAUCUCGAGGUGUUGGCGACGGACAAAGGAAACCCACCACAAAGUGCCACCGGAUUGGUGGAGAUUCGUGUGGGGGAGUGGCCUGACUCAUCACCCGCACUCAGGUUCCAGAAUGCUUCCUAUUCCAUUCAUAUUCCGGAGAAUUCACCUGCCGGCAAGGAAGUGCUACAGGUUUCGGCGGUUCGUAGCGACGGACGACGACAGAGAGUGCAGUACAGCUUCGGUUCGGGCAACGAUGACAUGUUGUUUGAUAUCAACUCCAGCACAGGUGUGAUUGAAGUGCGCGAUGAACGAAACCUGGACUUUGAGACUAAUCCCAUCAUGAAGAUGGUGGUGGUGGCACGGGCCGAGGGGGGCGCAGGGGGCGUGCCCCUCUUUGGCUACUGCGAGGUGGUCGUUCAUCUCACCGACCAGAACGAUAAUGUGCCGAGGUUCACCCAGCUGGAGUACACCGCUGCCGUCUGGGAAGGAAACAAUAAGGGCACUUUUGUCAUUCAGGUAUCAGCCACCGACAUGGACCAAGGACAAAACUCUAGACUGUUAUACCACAUAGUCGACGGUAACCAUGACAACGCCUUCGUGAUUGAGCCGCCAUUUUCGGGUCUCGUGAAGACCAACAUUGUGCUAGACAGAGAGAUCAGAGACACCUAUCGACUGACGGUGAUCGCAACCGAUGAGGGAAUCCCGCAGAUGACUGGAACAUCGACGAUUCGCAUCAAUAUCGUUGACGUCAACGACAACCAGCCCACGUUUCCGCCGCACAGUGUCAUCAGUAUUAGUGAAGGUAAAGAAGUGGGCAGCGUAGUGACGUCAGUGACGGCGAACGACGUUGACACGAACCCGGCGCUGACCUACAGUCUGACGGAGGACGCCGACGCAGAGGGACUGUUCAGCAUAGAUCGGUUCAGCGGCAAGGUCACACUUUGUCGCAGUCUCGACUUCGAGACACGCAACGUGUACCGGCUGCGAAUAACCGCCUCCGAUACGGCGCAUACUGCGCAUACUGUGCUCACAGUCAACGUCACAGAUGACAACGACAAUGCACCCGUUUUUGUGCAGUCUAGUUACCAGGCUGUUUUGCCAGAAAACGCGGAUACCAGUCUGGCGGUGUUGGUGGUAAACGCUACGGACGCCGACGCGGGUGAGAACGCAGACAUCCACUAUUCGCUGGUGACGCCGGUGCCCGGCUUCAGCAUCGACCAGGUGAGCGGUCAGCUGAUCGCAAACCGCAGCGGCAUCGUGGCUCGUGGCAAGGUCAUCGACCUGGCCGUCGCCGCAACCGACAACGGCUCGCCGGCUCUGUCGUCGGUCGUCGCCGUUCGCGUACACGUCAGUGAUAUUGGCAGCGCCGACUCGCGGUUCUCGCAGGAGGAGUACAGAGUUAUGGUCCGAGAGAAUAGCCCAGCUGGAACGACACUUCUCCGAAUGGCCAAAUCACCAAUGGCAAUCGACGUUACAAGCAUUCGUUACUCCAUUGUGGACGGAAACACUGAUGGGAUGUUCUAUAUUUCUAGCCCACAUGCCGAACUUCUACUGAUGAAGCCUCUCGACCGGGAGAAACAGGACUCGUACAAUUUGAAGGUGAUAGCUGGGACAUCGUCAGAAAAUACGUCAGCAGUCCAGGUCUACAUCGGUGUUGAAGACUCCAACGACAAUGCACCCGAGUUCCUCACCUCCAACAAAGUUGUAUUUUUGUCAGAAGCUGUUCCUAUCGGUCAUUCGGUUGUGCAGAUGAGUGUAACUGAUGCCGAUCUGCCUCCAAAUUCCGACAUACGAUUCGAUAUCACGUCCGGGAAUGACUACAAGUUGUUUGAUAUUGAUGGAUUGAGUGGGGUUAUCAGAGUGAAAAAUGAGCUUGAUUAUGAUGAAGGGGUGGCUGAGCAUCUGUUGGUGGUUAGGGCGACGGAUGGUGGCAAACCGCCCAAUGAUACUCCUCUAUCAACCCUGACCACUGUCAAGAUUGUCCUGGAAGACGAGAAUGAUAACACGCCCAAGUUCCCGAUAACUGAGUACUUGGAGUUCGUCGGUGAAAAUGAAGCGAUCGGGUCUCCUGUGUUCACAGCGAGAGCCACAGAUGUGGAUAGGGGAGCUUAUGGAAAACUGAACUACACCAUUGUAUCCGCUGCGGCGUCAGGGUACACAGAUAUCGAUGAUUCGUGGAAGUUGUUCCGGGUUGAUCAUGUGACAGGUUUAGUCACAACUAAUGCGGUUUUCGAUUAUGAAGUGAGGAGUCGGUACGCGUUCACACUGACUUGUAGUGAUGCGGGAGGUCGUACGGCCCGUGUCAGAGUCCGAAUUGAGAUUGAAAGCAGGGAUGAGUUCCAUCCUCAGUUCACUGAAAGAACGUACCAUUUCUUGAUGGGAGGACACGACCUGCCUGUUGGUCACGUGAUUGGACACGUGACAGCUACCGACAGAGACAAGGGCCCAGAUGGGAGGGUUGUGUAUCAACUUACGACUCAACACCCCUAUUUUAAGAUCAACCGCACAACGGGAGCCAUCAUGAUCAAGAAGAAAAUCGAUGCCGGGUUCGAUUCAAGCCAGGAUGUGAGUCUUGUGGUCACUGCUAGCUCUGGCAGACAAGGGUCGUUGACUAAUAUGAGUGUUGUUGAGGUUACAAUAGAUCCCCUCGCUCCACAUGACACAAAUUUGGUGUUAACUGGGAAUGAAAGUGAAACUGCUCAGGUGACUUCCACGAGUGGAGUAGCAGGCUGGGCGAUGGGACUAUUGAUUACACUAAUCCUGGUAGUGCUAGCGUUUGGAGCCGUGUUUCUGUUUUUACUGAGAAACAGAAGACACAAGAAAGUGAAUAAGCCUGGGUUGAGUGGGGGACAGAGUACGGACACUUUUGUCGACCCCAGUGCCUUCGACACGAUACCGAUCAGAGGCGGUGUGUCCGGUGCGGCGAGUCAGUUCGGGCCACCCAAGUACGACGAGAUACCGACCUACAGGAACAACAACACUAGCAGUUCCAACUCGGGUGCAGCGACCACUUCGGAGUUGUCCGGAUCUGAGCAGUCGGGGUCGAGUGGGCGUGGCUCGGCCGAGGACGGUGAGGAUGUGGAGGACGAGGAGAUCAGGAUGAUCAACGAGGGACCUCUGCAGCGGGACGCCACCCGGCUCACCACAGAUGACGAUGACAACCUGUCUGAUGUGUCAGUGCAUAACACACAGGAGUAUUUGGCGAGGUUGGGGAUUGUUGAUAACCAAGGAUCGGGGUCGUCUAGGAGGCACUCGGAGAGUUUAGUUGCCGGUCCGAGCAAAGACACGAUGCUGCACCACCAGGGUGUGGCGCUGCAUAUGUUUGACGAGGACGCGACGGGGGAAGCGGACAUCACGAAUCUCAUCUACGCCAAGCUGAACGACGUGAGUGGCAGUGAACGUGGCAGCAGUGCGGAGGACGUGGCGGGCAGUGCGGGGUCCGGGGCUCUGGUAGCGGCCGUCGAUCACGCGUUGGUGCUGGGAGGGUACGGAGAUGUGCCCGACAGCACACAUCAACCAUCCAUGACCGGGUCGUUAAGCUCGAUAGUGCACAGUGAAGAGGAACUGACAGGUAGUUAUAACUGGGAUUACCUGUUGGACUGGGGUCCCCAGUACCAACCCCUCGCGCAUGUGUUUUCGGAGAUCGCGCGACUGAAAGACGAUACCGCUUCAGUGAAAAGUGCGAACAGUGGUGCUUCGAGCGGCAAAACUAAACCGCCCCUCAUGAAAACAGUCGUGCCGCCCCCGCUGCUCACAUCGGUGGCUCCGCGCUCGAUUGCCGCCCCCGUGUUGGCAGCCAACCGCAACCCGCCCCCGUCACAAAUGCUGCUGCUACCGCGGUCACCCAUCUCCCAUGACGCUGGGGGCGGAUUCAGCACUUCUUCCGCCAUGUCACCCAGUUUCUCUCCCUCCCUGUCACCCCUGGCCACACGGUCCCCCUCAAUUUCCCCUCUCGUCACCCCCGGCCACCCCCCCUCGCACCACCUUCGCCAGAGGACACUCAACACCGAUACUGAACUCAGGAUCUAGUAACUUCCCAAAGUCGAUUACCUUCUAUCGUUUAGUGUUUGUCUCUGGCCUUCUGCUUUGCAUCCUCACUGAUCUACAACAAAUAAUAUUCAAACACAGCUUUAAACCUCUAAAAAAUGAGGUUCAAGCUUUCAAACCUCAUCAAC
Messenger RNA from Nilaparvata lugens (brown planthopper), 10553 nucleotides. Its product is annotated as protein dachsous-like. The record is from RefSeq and is a predicted model, not a curated record. Gene Ontology annotation, biological process: cell-cell junction assembly; multicellular organism development; calcium-dependent cell-cell adhesion. Gene Ontology annotation, molecular function: calcium ion binding; cadherin binding. Gene Ontology annotation, cellular component: catenin complex; adherens junction; plasma membrane. NCBI's taxonomy places the organism in Eukaryota, Metazoa, Arthropoda, Insecta, Hemiptera, Delphacidae.